Megachile rotundata (alfalfa leafcutting bee) is the source of this 853-nucleotide messenger RNA. It is a transcript of the gene Spase25, whose product is annotated as Signal peptidase complex subunit Spase25. Gene Ontology annotation, biological process: protein targeting to ER. Lineage: Eukaryota; Metazoa; Arthropoda; Insecta; Hymenoptera; Megachilidae. The record is from RefSeq and is a predicted model, not a curated record. Gene Ontology annotation, cellular component: signal peptidase complex; membrane.
GCGCACUAUAUUCAAAGAGGUAGUACUUACCUUUGCUAUAUUCUUGUAUCCCUAUGGCGGUAGCAUAACAAACUCUAAGUGUUUUGUUGAACAAAUUUGUGGUUAAGAUGGCUGCAGAAAGUGGUGUAAUAAAAGUUAAUAAAUGGGAUGGUGGAGCAGUGAAAAAUGCAUUGGAUGAUGCAGUGAAAGAUGUACUUACAAAAAAGUAUAAUUACGUAGAAAACUUUGCUUUAUUUGAUGGAAAGUUAGCUCUUUGUGGAAUUGCUGUGAUAAUUGCUAUUGUUGCUAUUUUAUGUGACUAUCUUUAUCCUUUCCCCGCAUCUAAACCAGUUUUAAUUGCCUGUGUUUCAUUGUAUUUCUUCUUAAUGGGACUUUUAACACUGUAUACAACAUAUAAAGAAAAGGGUAUAUUUGUAGUUGCAAUUAAAAGAGAUCCAGCAGGUUUCAAGCCUGAUUUAAUUUGGAAAGCAAGUUCAUACUUGAAAAAACAUGAUGACAAAUAUAAUCUUAUAUUGUCUGUCAGAAGCAAAGCCACAGGAUUCUCUUCUAUUACGAGAUCUGUUGCAGAUUUUAUUGAUGUAAAUGGUGUUGUCAUUCCAGAGUUAAUAGAAAAUCUUGUAACAAGUAUGCAUGAUAGUUUGACUGGUCAACGCAAGGAGAAGUAGCAGGGGCAAAACAAAUACGUUCAAAUGUGAGCAUUACUUUUUUAUAACAUCCAGUAAAAGAUUAAUUGGUUUUUAUAUUUUACAUAUUUGGCACAAAUAUGUGGUGAAAAUAAGAAUCCAGUAAUUUAAAAUGAUGUAUGUAUUGUAAUUUAUGUUUAAAUACAAUAAAAAACAAAUAUAAACUUUUA